Molecule: messenger RNA, 876 nt
Organism: Mesorhabditis spiculigera
Lineage: Eukaryota; Metazoa; Nematoda; Chromadorea; Rhabditida; Rhabditidae
Source: the annotation of a GenBank genome assembly
AUGAACGUCUUGGCGGUGCUGUUGUUCUACCUAUAUAGUUUGGCCCAAUCUGGGGAAGCUGCUGGCAAUAGUGUUUUGAAGCCAUCUCAUGUAUUAUCGCUAAGUAUUCCGUUUACCAACCAUUUACGGGCGAAGCGAUACGUACUUCGUCGGAAACGCUGGACAAAACGAGCGCUACGCUGGAAACUCAGCAAAAAGCACAUUACGGAAGGCGACGAAUUUGUUGUCAGAAAUACACUCCACCGUGCCUUCAACAACUGGGCUGCAGUCUCUUCGGCCAAGUUUGAAGAAGUUUCCCAACAUGAGGAGGCUGAUAUUGAGAUUGGAUUCGAAAAAGGACGACAUGCCGAUUCUUUUCCAUUUGAUGGAACAGAUGGAAUCGUCGCGCAUGCAUUUUACCCUCGAGACGGCCGGCUGCACUUUGAUGCCGAUGAAAAAUGGACUUUGAAUAGUGACGAUGGCGUUAAUUUGUAUCAGACAGCCGUCCACGAGAUUGGUCACUUGUUGGGUUUGGAGCACUCGACGGACCCGAGAGCUGCAAUGUUUGCUGCCAAGAGGCCCUAUGACCCGGAUUUUGGACUUGCUGAUGAUGAUGUCAGGGCUAUAAGAACCCUGUUUCCGGUUAAUACAAAUAAUAAUGUUGCGGCGAAACAUUCGAGGAUUGUAGUCCCGCCACGACCAAUAUCAACGUAUGAAAUUAACUCGGAACUGGAACACAUGCGAUUUAUCCCAACCACUACCCCUUCAAGGAUAAAUUAUGAAUAUGAAUUCCAAACUACCACCAGAAAACCGGAAUGGCCUAUUAAAACCAGAAAACAAGAACUUCCAUUCAACUUUGACCCAAUUUUAUGGCCAGGGUAUUUUGAGGCCAAACGC